Triplophysa dalaica is the source of this 2033-nucleotide messenger RNA. RefSeq names its product G protein-coupled receptor 180 (gene gpr180). The record is from RefSeq and is a predicted model, not a curated record. NCBI's taxonomy places the organism in Eukaryota, Metazoa, Chordata, Actinopteri, Cypriniformes, Nemacheilidae. Gene Ontology annotation, biological process: response to pheromone; G protein-coupled receptor signaling pathway. The transcript has 9 exons. Bases 57 to 1352 code for a protein of 431 amino acids.
AUUGGCCUCAUUCAUUACAGUGAAUGAAGAAAAUCAGCUUGCGUUGAAAUGAAAACAUGUUUCUGUUUGUUAUAAACAUCAUCGCGCUUUUGUUCUCUUCAAGUCCUGCAAAUGCAAAAACAGUAUCUGGAGUUUUCCGGAGCGACGCUGCGCGAGAAAACAACGGGCAAUAUAUCACACGAUUUCUUUAUCAUGGUGAUAAUGGACUGCUGGUGUAUCGUGUGGAUAAUGUCGACAUGGCUGUGCAGAAGGAGGCCAGACUGUUGAUGUUUCAAGGGCUCCAGGCUUUUGAGAAUCUCAGCUGUCUGGAGAGAGUUUCAUCUGCGCAUAUCUCCAUUACAGUGAGGCAAGAAGAGCAGAACCAGACGAUUCCCAAGCAGUCCGGUUCACAGCUACAGUGGCACGUGAUGUACACGGACCGCUUCACCUGUCAGGAGGGGAAGAUGGACGGACAGCUGGAGGACGUACACUUCCAGAUCACCCUCCUGAAUCCAGAUGCUGCGGGAAACCCGCUGGACCACUUCAGUGCUGAGGAGGCCGGUCUGCACAGUUUCUACUUCAUGUCGAUCUUGGCGUAUUUCGUGGCGUCGUGCAUCUACGUGCAGCCGCUGUGGCAGGCGUUGAGCAAAGGCGGCCCCAUGCACACCGUGCUGAAGGUUUUGUCCACGGCGCUGCUUCUGCAGGGGACGUCAGUGCUGCUCAACUACAUCCACAUGGCCCGGUAUGCUAGAGAUGGGGUGGGGAUGCCUCUGACGGGCAGCCUCGCGGAGUUGUGUGACAUGAUCGCUCAGGUUCAGAUGGUCUACAUGUUGUUGAGUCUGUGUGUGGGCUGGUCUCUGAGUCGCAGCAGGAAGUCUCUGAGUAAACCGCUGCAGUGGGAUUCGUCUCCUGUCUCUACGGGUGUCGCCCUGGCGACUGUCAUCACACAGGGGGCAUUACUGAUCUGGGAGCAGUUUGAGGACACAGAUCAUCACAGUUUUCACGCUCAUCGCAGUAUCGCCGGGCGGCUCCUGAUGCUUCUGCGUGUAGCGCUCGCUCUGUUUCUAGCGUCAGUUCUUUAUCAGAUCGUCUCGGCAGAGAGAAGCACGCUCAAGAGAGAUUUCUAUCUCAGCUUUGCCAAGGGCUGUUUUUUGUGGUUCCUGUGUCAGCCGGUCCUGGCUCUGUUUUCAUUAACACUCAACGAACACCAGAGGGAAAAGGUCAUUACGAUAGGCGUGAUUCUGUGUCAGUGUAUCUCAGUGGUGGUGCUGUACCGCCUGUUCCUCUCACGCAGUCUGUACUGGGAGGUGUCGUCGCUGUCAUCCGCCACCCUGCCUCUCACCAUGAGCCGAACCGCCCGUGAGCGAUACUGAGCGGAUGGGUGGUACCACAGCAGCCGAAUGAUGGAGGCCCUGGUGUCCCACACGGGAGAACAUUCAGCACGCAGACGACGCUUCUGAGCACAACGUCUGAUCCAGAGAAACACAAACUGUCCUGAGUCAGCCCGGCGGUCCCCGACUGAUGCUCUUUAAAUCCCACGACAUGACCGGGCACUGAAUCGCACACAACAUCCGUAGAGGGCAAAUGUAAAGGACUAGUUUAUCAGAGAUGAUGUCAUUAUUUUGUGCUAAUUUAAAGUUUCACGACCCACUGGGAGUUAAUCUGUGGAACGCAGGUGGUCCUGUUUAUUCACUUUGUUAUAAACGCAUCACGUUCUGUCACAAAUCAAAAACAAUGGAAGAUGAAGCGUUAUCGAAGGCAAUAAAAAACAUAAUUUCUGAAAUCACAGAGAUAAUGCAUCUCGCCAUACGUUGUAGAUAAAUACAAAUGAAUGUUUUGAUUUGUGAUCUGAACUUUUCCUUCAAGUGCCUGAACUGACAAUCACUGAGGAGCUUGUGAAUGAUUAUUAGAGAAAUGAAUAUUGAGAGUAUUUAUUGAUCCGCUGGCCUGUGUCCGGCACAUUUCAGUCUAACUGAUGAUAAAAACUGUUAACUCAUGCAUGUGUUGUCAGAGACUUGAACUGUAUCAAGGUUGUGGUAAAUAAAAAACGCACG